Messenger RNA from Daphnia carinata, 2085 nucleotides. RefSeq lists its product as uncharacterized. The record is from RefSeq and is a predicted model, not a curated record. Lineage: Eukaryota; Metazoa; Arthropoda; Branchiopoda; Diplostraca; Daphniidae. The transcript has a single exon. Bases 1 to 2085 code for a protein of 694 amino acids.
AUGCAUCCUGUUGUAUCUUCAAUAGUCGAUCUGGACGACUGGUUAACCCUCCAGUCGAAGAGUUCAGAUUUCGCAAAACUAACAGCUGGUCCUUUAGCACUUCCACCACCACCAGUUAUGCCCAAGAGAAAUGGGAAGGGAUAUCCAACUCCCUAUGUUUCUACCAUCAACCAUGUCACCACCUCAACGUCUGAAACAAACUCGUUGCAAACAAAGGGGGGAGGUCUGCGGGUGAACCCACCCAAUACAACCUCGUUUAGCCAAACCAAAGGCAGCCCAACGUGCUUUGUCUGCAAAGAGCCAAUCCACAGAAUUGAAGAGUGCAACACCUUCAGGCAGAUGUCUCCAACACAAAGAGCGGAGACAGUCUUCAAAGCAGGCCGGUGUCUCCGAUGUCUCACAGGAAAGCACACCAGCCGAGUCUGCAGACUGAAAUCGAUUCGAUGUACGGUCGAAGGAUGCAAGAAUCCGGGGCACUCGACGUUGCUUCAUGGUUCCGAGUUUUCCACAAAAACCAAUGCAAGCACCUCCAGUGACUACAAGACUACACCAGAAUCGAAACCACCACGUCGAGUGACUUUCGACAACAAAGUCGACGAAGCCUUCCUUGGUGCAGUAUCACGCACCGGGUCGGACACACCACGUCGAGUGCUCUUUAAAAUUGUUCCUGUUCGUCUACAACAGGGAGAGAAAGUCUUCGAUACCUUUGGAUUUCUAGACAGCGGAAGCGACUCCACCGUAAUCCGAAGUGAUGUGGCCAGAACACAACUAGGUUUAUCCGGGCCGACAACGAAGAUCAACGUGACUUCUUACGACGGGGGAGUUACUCCAGUCAAUGCUCACAUAGUGGACUUCGUCAUCAGUUCGCGAGACGGGUCGACUUCGUUUAAAGCAAGAAGGGCAUAUGCAGUAGAUAAUCUACAAGUCGCUCAAAAUCCAACCUUUUCGGGCUUACAAGCAAAGGCAUUCCCUCAUCUGCAGGGCCUGAAGCUCCCAGAAGUUCAAUCCGACCAAGUUACGAUUCUAAUUGGCCUCGAUGUAGCAGACGCUCACGACCAUAGCGAAUCGCGUAAACCAAUGGAUGGGUCGACUGGACCGGUGGCUUUCAACACGCCGUUUGGAUGGUGCUUGGGAGGCAAAGUGAGCCCGCAAAGCGAACAUGAGCAAACAGGCCAUUAUGUAGCUCAUAUCACAUCGAAGGAAGAAGAAAGGAGCCUUUCAGAACUCGUCGGGCGGUUUUGGAGGCUGGAGUCGAAAGACUCUAUGCAGCCUCCUACACUCAUGUCAGCAGAAGAUCGUCGAGGAGAGGAGAUCCUGAAAAGGACCAUUAAAUACAUAGAAAAUCACCACCAAGCCGAUUUGAUGUGGAAAACCGACAAUCCAGAAUUACUGGACCACCAUAGUAUGGCGCUCAGCCGCCUUUUCCAAAUUGAACGUCGCUUCAAGAGAGACCCCAGCUACGCCAAACGAUACAACGACGUCAUUCAAGAAUACAUAAACCUUGGCCAUGCUCGUCUCUUGUCCACUGAAGAAGCAAAACGGAGAACACCAAGGACAAACUAUAUGCCUCAUCAUGGUGUUCAAAGUUCGACGAGUUUGUCGACAAAAACAAGAGUGGUCUUCGACUGUUCAGCAGAGUGUGAAGGUACUUCCUUGAACAAAAAUCUUCUUCGUGGUCAGAACUACCUCCUAAAACUACUUGGAAUAAUCUUGCGCUUCCGCAAGCACCAAAUUCCCAUCAGUAGUGACAUCGAGAAGAUGUAUCAUCAAGUUUUAGUUCCAGAAGAGGAUCAAGAUGCCUUUCGAUUUUUGUACCGGUCGCCAAAUAGCACAUCGUCACCGCUUACUUACAGAAUGACAGUUCAUGUCUUCGGAGCCGUCUCGUCGCCGUCGACUUGCUUGUUCGUCUUAAAUAAAACAGCCGAAGACAACAAAACGAAAUUUCCAGAUGCAGCAGCCAGUGUAAGAACAAGUUUCUACGUCGACAACUAUCUGGAUUCGUUCAAUUCGGAAGAAGAGGCAAUCAAACGGGCCCGCCAGCUAAAGAAACUGUUGCAGCUGGGGGGUUUUAACCUUACUAAGUAG